Molecule: messenger RNA, 1635 nt
Organism: Sebastes umbrosus (honeycomb rockfish)
Lineage: Eukaryota; Metazoa; Chordata; Actinopteri; Perciformes; Sebastidae
Product: phospholipid scramblase family member 5
Exons: 8
Coding region: 304-1236 (310 amino acids)
Biological process (GO): plasma membrane phospholipid scrambling
Cellular component (GO): plasma membrane
Molecular function (GO): phospholipid scramblase activity
Source: RefSeq, a predicted model, not a curated record
CCCCCACCUCGGGAAGCAGGAUUUCAAUUACAUGGCUGAGCGAUGCCUUUCUAACCUAACAAAAGGCAGAUCCGGCUGGUUGGGAUGGAAACGGAGUCAGGGUGAGACAGAGAGACAGGAGGAGACACACACACACUCACAAAGCCAAACAUUACUACCCGAAUAUUCACACAAACACACAGAGGUGUAAGGAGGUUUGUGCUUCACGCCUCCUGAUCAUGACGACUCGUGGAUGUUUGCUUGGUCUCUUCCUUCUCACGCUUAGAUUAUCAGAGUCUGUAGGUACCUGGAGGUUAACUGCAGAUGUAUUACGCCAUGUCAGCAGUGACCAAUCAGCCUCUUCCCUUUGGUCAACUGGAGCGAGAGAAGCACAUCCAGAUGAUCUUCAAAGCUUUCCAGAACCGCUGUGGGCCUUCAUGUGAGUGUCACACUCACUCACCUGGACCCAAACACCACCAAACGCCUCCUGACUGGGAAUCUGAUGAGCAGCUGCCAGGUCUGGCUCUGCCUGGGAGGAAGCUGGAGAACGGCUACACGCAGCCACCAGGGAAAGUGAGCAGGCCUGGGGUGGAGGAGCAGUGGCCUGAAGAUGCAGCAGGAUCACACUUCAUGUCUGUGCUGGAAACGGUCAGUCAAAUACAUAUCACUGCCAGACCAGAGCUGCAAGGUCCACAAUGUGUUCCUAGGAGGAUCUACAGCAUCACCACAGGAGGCAGCAGGUCACAGUUAUUUGUGGCUGUGGAAGAGAGUUCUUGUGUGUGCCUCCAGUGUUGCGGUCCAGCUCGGGCUUGUUCCUUGCAGGGCUUCGACUGUCAGGGCCAGCAGGUCUUUUAUUUUGAAAGGCCGCUCAGGGUGGACGCCUGCUGCUUCGGCUGCUGCCUGAUGGAGAUGAGGGCCUACACACCUCAAAAACAUCUCAUCGGCACUGUAUGUCAGAGGUGGAGCAUGUUCACUCCUCUCCUGGAGGUGUGCGGUUCAGAAGGAGCAUCCAACAUCAGGAUCCAGGGCUCCUGCUGUCCAUACCGCUGCUUCUCCAACCAGCAGUUUCAGAUUGUCUCCAACAUCGGUGAGAAAAUGGGCACAAUAUGGAAGAAAUGGCCUGGGUUCAAUGAUGAUCAUAACAUGGACCAUGAACAUUUUGGGUUGGAGGUGCCCCUGAAUAUGGAAUCACACACUAAACUGCUGCUGCUGGCAGCCACCUUCUUGUUGAAUUACAUGUUCUUUGAAAUGAGCUGAUCAAUGAACAGGAUCAAUCAAGAGUAAAACCGGCAUCGUUGACAACUAAUAAGGCGCACCAGCUGAGUGCAGUUCAUGGUACAAGAAACUUCAUCAUUAAAUUGUAUUUGUCUGAGUUUCAACAUACAUUUAUGAAAGAAAAAUGACACAGAACCAGCUUUAGCAGCAGAUGCAUAAUUGACAUUUAUUGCUAUAAUCCAUCAGGUGUACAUCCAGCAGUGGUUCUUCACUUUUGACACACACCUGCACCCAUCAUCACACCACCAAACACGGGCAGCAUUACAGUCUUUCACCAAACUUAAUAGGCGCUUUCUUAACAUGAUUCCAAAAAAAUGCUCCCAAGGAAUUGAUAAAAACUGUAACAGACCCUGACCGUGGGCCCAAUUUCAUUUCUUUUAC